This is a messenger RNA of Scleropages formosus (Asian bonytongue), 2672 nucleotides long. RefSeq names its product peptidyl-prolyl cis-trans isomerase FKBP4-like. Bases 244 to 1758 code for a protein of 504 amino acids. The record is from RefSeq and is a predicted model, not a curated record. The transcript is spliced from 13 exons. NCBI's taxonomy places the organism in Eukaryota, Metazoa, Chordata, Actinopteri, Osteoglossiformes, Osteoglossidae. Gene Ontology annotation, molecular function: protein binding; peptidyl-prolyl cis-trans isomerase activity.
GACCAAGGAGUGUACUAAAACGCACGUCUGUACUUCCAUGUGCUUCUUUUACUGCACAUCUCACAAACGCAGGGUUCUGCUGCCACCGUGUGACUCCCACGCAGGGCCUUGCAGGGGAGUACAAAGAAGGGGCGUGGCAGCGUCGGCGGGAAGGCUGCUGCAGACCUCGGCGUGAGCCCUCACAGCGCCCAGAGGACGACACAUCCCGACGCGGGAGCCUGGACUCUUCCUGCAAGGUCACUCAUGAAGGCAGAAGAAGUGAAAGUCAUCCGGUACAUCGCAGAGAUGGAUGGAGAGGACAUCACCCCGAAGCAGGAUGGGGGGGUUUUGAAGCGGAUGUCACCGCCGAUGUCAUCUGUCCUUACACAUCCUCUGCAGCUCAUAAAGAAGGAGGGUUCCGGAACAGAGCUGCCCAUGACUGGAGACAAGGUCUACAUACACUAUACUGGCACCUUAUUAGACGGCACCGAGUUUGAGUCCAGCCGCGGUCGGGAGAUGAAGUUCUGUUUCGAGCUCGGGAAAGGUGAGGUCAUCAAGGCCUGGGAUUUGGGAGUUGCCACCAUGAAAGCUGAAGAGGUGAGCCGGUUCAUCUGUAAGCCUGAGUACGCGUACGGACAGUCCGGCAGCCCACCCAAAGUCCCACCCAGCGCUACCCUGGUGUUUGAGGUGGAACUCUUUAAGUUCCAUGGGGAGGACGUCACCGAAGACAAGGACGGCGGCGUCAUCCGCAGGAUAGUCACCAAGGGCGGUGGACACUGCAAGCCCACCGAAGGAACAACUGUACAAGGGAGAAGAUUCAGUCUUUGCAGAGGCCGAGUCGGAUUUGAACCCCCAUGUGAAUGCACUGCCCAGGAGAGAGAGGCACCAGUGACGGUGGAGGGAAUGUUUGGCGGCGGCGCCUUCGACCGCAGAGAGCUCAGCUUCGUCAUUGGAUACGGAGAGAGCCUCGGGCUUCCUGCGGGGGUGGAGACAGCCAUCAUGUCCAUGGAGGAGGGAGAGGAGUCCGUCUUCACGCUCACGCCAAAGUACGGGUUUGGAAAAGCGGGAAAUGCCGAGUUCCACGUUCCUCCCGACGCAGCUCUGCAGUACAGAAUCAAGCUGUCGGAAUUCGAGAAGGCCCGAGAGUCCUGGCAAAUGAACAUGGCUGAGAAGCUGGAAGAGAGCAGCGCUGCCAAGGAGAAAGGAGCUCGGUUCUUUAAAGAAGGCAAGUACAGGCUGGCAGUUGUGCAGUACAAGAGGAUCCUGGCGUGGUUGGCACACGAGUCGGACCGAUCGGAGCCGCACGGCAAGGAGGUCCGCGCCCUGCGGCUGGCGGUCCGCCUCAACUUGGCCGUCUGCUACUUGAAGAUGCAGGAGCCGGCGCAGGCUGCAGAGAACUGUAACACGGUGCUCUGGUUUCCUCCAAUUCUCCAAAGACAGGAAUUUCAGGCGUUGGAACUGGACGACUGCAAUGAGAAGGCGCUCUUCCGGCGUGCACAGGCUUGCUUCGCCAUGGGGGAGUUUGAGCGAGCGCUGAACGACUUCCAGCGGCUCCUCCAGCUGUACCCCGAGAACAGGGCGGCCAGGGCGCAAGUGGCGCUGUGCCAGAGGAGAGUCAAAGAGCAGCACGAGAAGGACAAGAGGCUCUAUGCCAGCUUGUUCCGAAAAUGUUCAGACAGGGACAUCAAGAAGGAGGGUCUGAAGGAUGAGAAGGAGGAAGAGGAGGCGAGCCGCGCAACGGAUGUGGAGAAUGGAGGCCGGGACCAAAAGGCAGCUUAAGACCACUGUUUCCCUUUCUUCUUGUUGUCUCGUUGCUUUGUUGCGCUGUCUUGCUGAACACUUUCCUGCUAACAGUGUGUUGAACACGUGCCAGAGUGCGGGUGCAUGCACCCCCCCUGGAACUCAUCUACCAUUCGUGCAUCCAAACCUGUCAUUGGUUAGAUAGUGUUACUGCUCUACAGCUUUUCUCACCAUUGAGCUUUAGUGGCUUCUGCCUUAGUGUCCGAAAUGUGCCGUUGCUACCCGGGGUGGGGGGGGUGUUCUCGUUCCAAAGCAUGGGAGUGAAGAAAACGCAGAGGUGACAUGACACAAGGGCUAUUCCAUCGUUCUCAGUUACUGCAGACUGGACCAAAUAUUCAAAAUGAUGACCUCUCGUGACACCGCGGAGGGGAUCCCAGACCGGGGAUCUGUCCCAAGUUCUCAGCACCUUCUUCAGAAAGCAGGAAACCAAAGAGGAGCUUGAUUGUAGCGCUGCAGACUUGAGAGGCAGGUGUGAACGUAAUCUCACUUUUACCACAGAUGUUUUAGCACUUUAUGUAUUUAUGCAACAAUACAUGCAGCUAUAACCUUGACUAUAAAAAACUUCUCUUACAGAAUGUAAGGUUUGUAAAAAAUGCAGUAUUUGAGUAAUUCCUAUCUUACUACUAACUGAGACUAAACAAUGUAACAUUUUUUAUGGUAAAUGUUUCAACUAGAAGGCCAUUUGUGACUCAGCGUUGGGGGCCCUUGGAUACUCAGCGACAGGCGCUGUGCUUCAGCUCACUUGUUUCUUUUAUCGUGUUGCUGUGAUUUUGGCCGGGCUUCAGCAGCAUGGCUGACUGGUUCCCUGUGGAUGUCUUUGUUGUGAUACAAGGGGACGCUGUGGAUCCACCAAAGGAAAUAAAUCACACUCCUCAACUUAUGGUUGUGAUUAU